Molecule: messenger RNA, 582 nt
Organism: Pochonia chlamydosporia 170
Lineage: Eukaryota; Fungi; Ascomycota; Sordariomycetes; Hypocreales; Clavicipitaceae
Exons: 2
Coding region: 1-582 (193 amino acids)
Source: RefSeq, a predicted model, not a curated record
AUGAGAUCCGCCGCCUUUAUUGGACCUCUUGCCCUGGGUGGUCUUGUCGCUGCCCAGGACGUCCAGUCAAAGCCAUUCAACUUGAUCGUACAAUCUGACAGUAAAGAGCUCAACGGCCGAGCUUUUAGUACCUGCCAUGAGGGUGCUGCGAUCGAAUCAAUCUGUAUUCUAAAGGACAGCAAAGCUGUCUUUAACCUCAACACCACUGACGGUGCUGAGCCAGGACCAGGCGGUCUUUCCGGCGCUCUCACUUGGACCUUGCCAGCUCAGCCACCCAUUCCCUCGAGCAUGUGGUUUUACUCUGACCCAUCCACAAACGUUGCCCUACCACUUUUCUAUCCUGGAAAUUCCAACAUUCAGUAUGUUGGCUUCGACAAAGAUGACCUUAUGAACGUUGUUAGCUACCUUGACGACACAAAAUCACCUCCCACUGGUCAGACCCCUCGCGUUCUCAAACAGUGGUACGUUUGCAAUACGUACUACACGGGUUACACGUAUCAAACUCUUAGCUGGGUUCUGGGCAACGGCAAGCCGCAGAAUCCCAGCUGUGUUAAGGUGGAUGUCAAGAGAAAGUUUGUGUGA